CUACCACAACCGAGAUCUACUUACGUAGUCAAAAAUAAAAAGUUUAUCAACUAGAAAAAUGAGUAAAAUUGUGCUAAUCCUUCUCAUGGCCAUGAUCAUGACAAUUGCCCUUGCCAAAGCUAACCCAGUACCAGAAGCAGAACCACACUUUGGUUUAGGCUAUGGCGGCUAUGGAGGUUACGGAGGUUAUGGAGGCUACAGAAGUUAUGGAGGUUAUGGAGGAUAUGGCGGUUAUGGAGGACUCGGUGGAUAUCGUGGAUACGGAUUCUACUAAGUGUCACCAUCAUCCCCGUGACUAAGAUUUCGUUUGAUUGUAUUUAACUUUUAUAUUUUAUUAAAAAAUACUAUUGAUUAAGAAGA
Ceutorhynchus assimilis (cabbage seed weevil) is the source of this 360-nucleotide messenger RNA. NCBI's taxonomy places the organism in Eukaryota, Metazoa, Arthropoda, Insecta, Coleoptera, Curculionidae. The record is from the annotation of a GenBank genome assembly.